UCGUUCAGGUUGCCGGUCCCUGCAUGGCAUCGGGCGCGAGGCAGACCAGGGAAUCCCCGCGUGUCGCCUCGCUCCUCCUGAUCAAUUUGCAUCAGCGCUGAAAGCCCGAUUCGUCUGGCUCCUUGUACGCGACGCGCCCAUCAGCGGCAGCAUGGCUCGGACCAAAAUAUAGCGCACAGCACGGAGCGGUAACUUCAACACCCUGGGAUACAAAGCCAAACCCAGCGCAGGUCGCGUCUCCGCUCCCACCGAGGAACACAUCCCACCAGAAGGACUCUGCAGACAUAUUUCCAUUGAUGAGGCAGCCACCAAAUGACUUCGAGAUGGCACUAGGUGGGACGCUUCUGCCAUCCAUAUCCACGUUUGCCAGCGGCCCGACUGACAAGAGUAAAUCCAUAGGAAGUGCGAAUUUAAGAUGGAAGGAGGAAUUGUCCCAUCUUAAGAGACCCAGUGUGCCGACCGGAAGCAGUUGCUCCGACCCAGACCAUCCCACUGCCACCACCACCACCGCAAACCCCAGCAUGUCCAAAAAAGACACGGAGCCAGACCUGGACUUACUGGACUACGAUUUCAUUCUGUCCAACUCCAUGCUCCAACAGCAACAACAGCAACAACAACAACAACAACAGCAGGAGUCCAUGGCGUGCAGUUCAGCCCAGGCCCUGUCUCCAUCCCCAGGCCCCUAUUCUUCGUCGUACACUCUCCCCUCCCCACAGGGCACUUCCAGCGAGCUGCUCUACACCAUCCCGGACAUCAGUGAUGUCUCUCCCUCUGGAGGCUUUGUGGCAGAGCUCAUGAGGCCUGAACUGGACCCGGCAUACCUCCAACCCACCAGCCUCCAUGGCAAGUUUGUGGUCAAGACUACAAUGGACAUGGGGGACUACAGCCAAAGUGUGAACGUGAGCAAAGCCUGUGUUAAUGCUGCCUCGGACCCGACUUCAGCACGUGCCUCGCCGCCAUUUGCGUGCCCCAGGAUAAAGCAGGAGAACCCCAGUAACUGCACCAUCUCGCAGCCCAUGGAUGUCCAGCUGGCUCGGGUGAACUCCCAGGGACGAGGGAGCCAGCCGCGGCCCGGUCACCUAGACCCUCAUGGCUUCCCCGGUGGAGGGCGCCCCAUGGCAGGCGGCAGACUAUCCUCAUCCUCCUCCUUAUCCCCAGACCACCCGAUGAGCCGGGAGCACCAGGUGCUGGGCCACCCCCACCCUCAGCUCCCCCUACCUCCCCAGGGAUACCACCAUAGCUCUCCGCAAGGCUACACUUCCUUCCCACAGCCAACUUCCAUCCAGUACCAAGAAGCCCUCAUGAUAUCCGGUGGGGACUGCUUGCCGGAGGAACCAAAGCCCAAACGCGGCAGGCGCUCCUGGCCCAGGAAGAGGAUCGCCACACACACGUGUGACUAUGUUGGCUGUGGGAAAACCUACACUAAGAGCUCCCACCUCAAAGCACAUCACCGCACACACACAGGGGAGAAACCUUACCACUGCGACUGGGAGGGCUGCGGCUGGAAGUUUGCCCGUUCGGACGAGCUCACGCGCCACUACAGGAAGCACACGGGCCACCGGCCCUUCCAGUGUCAGAAAUGUGACCGGGCCUUCUCAAGGUCAGACCACCUUGCUCUUCACAUGAAGAGACACUUAUGAGACUUUAUUUGACCAGACUGGAUGACGACGGACGAAGGCUACAGAAAGAUCCAAAAUUUAUGUUUCGGCAACCUUGAAACAACGUGUGACUUGCAUAUUUUAAAACCAUGAUUUGCCUUCAAGCUGUUGUCAAGCAUCAAGACAAGCUGUGCUGUUCACGGCAAAAAGAGCAUUAUUCCACCAAGAGCCUAGAAUUUCUCGAAAGAGUGAUCCUGUCUUUUGACGUUCGACAGGGGACUUGACAAGACCUCUCAGUCAGGGUGGUAAACUUCUCUCAAGGGACCAAACUGGAAUUUGUCUUAUUUAAUCGACAAAACUUGGAGGACCAGGUGCCAACAACUUAUGACUGGAAAUGUAUUAUUGUCAGGGAAACCAGGAACAACAGACAAACAUCUCCCAGAGGCCUUCUACCAGCAAUAUUCCAUUAGUCUCUGUUAACAACUACACACUGUUCAAAAUACUGUUUUAAAAUAAACAAGUCUAUAUAUAUAUUUAUAGACAUAUAUUUCACCUGCAAUGCCAUUAAUUUCAGGUACAACUUUAAUUUAUAUAUUACAGGAUGGUGCUCAGUGACUCUGAAGAAGGAUUUUAAAGAAAAGGUACCAAAGACCAA
Molecule: messenger RNA, 2253 nt
Organism: Myripristis murdjan (pinecone soldierfish)
Lineage: Eukaryota; Metazoa; Chordata; Actinopteri; Holocentriformes; Holocentridae
Gene: klf4
Product: Kruppel like factor 4
Exons: 5
Coding region: 297-1640 (447 amino acids)
Biological process (GO): regulation of transcription by RNA polymerase II
Molecular function (GO): RNA polymerase II cis-regulatory region sequence-specific DNA binding; DNA-binding transcription factor activity, RNA polymerase II-specific
Source: RefSeq, a predicted model, not a curated record